UUAUGGAGGCCAAUGUGUUGGUCGUGAUGGACAUAUGGGCCGAACAUACUUUGUGGCUCGGACUGAAGGACGACGGUGAAGGACACAUAGCGUGGGUAAACGGAUGGCCAUUGACAUAUACGAAUUGGGAUGUAGACAGCCCUAACUUGAAGACGGGUGAAAAGUGCGGUGUUAUAAUGGAUAAUGGGUUCUGGAACGUGACAGAUUGUGGGGGCAGCUUACCUUUCAUCUGUGCGGCAACCACGGCCAAACCCCCAAGUGUUACUCCUCCGACCCCAGGUUGGUGCCCCAGGGGGCAGGGCUGGGUGGGGCACGGGGCAGGGUGUUACUAUUACGACACGCACGCUCAACUUAACUGGGCCGAGGCCAACUUUGCUUGCUAUGAGCGCGGCGGCCAUCUUGCUUCAUUUCACAACCAAGAGGAUAUCGAUUUCAUACUUGGUGCGCUUGAAAGGGAAAACAGGCCAAGAAAUUUGUGGAUCGGGCUUGUUAGAAGUGAGAAUGAUACCUUUGCGUGGUACGAUGAUACCGUCGUAGACUUCACCCAUUGGGAGCCAGGGCAACCCAAUGACUUUGGCGGGAAAGAAGAUUGUGUAGAGUUCAAGGUCAGCUCUGGUUGGUGGGAUGACACUGAGUGCACGGUGACCAUGGGUUUUCUGUGCAAAACUAGAAUAGUGUCAGGUACGGCAGAGGUGGGAUCUGUUGGUACAGUGUCGGAAAACUGCAGUGAUAUAACUACAUCUCCUGGUAACUUUCAGGAUCUCUCUCUGGAACACGUAGGUGUCGCGAUGAACACGCCGUACGUGGUGGCCGUGGCCGUCCUCUCCGUGAUCGCAGCCGGUCUUGUGGUGGUUGUUGGAGUCCUGCUGAGAAGAAAACAUCGUCGCUCUAAUAUGUCUGCCUCAUUCUUCACCCAGACCAGUGAUGUAGAGUUUACGCCCACCAUGCCGGAAACCUAA
This is a messenger RNA of Lingula anatina, 959 nucleotides long. RefSeq names its product macrophage mannose receptor 1-like. NCBI's taxonomy places the organism in Eukaryota, Metazoa, Brachiopoda, Lingulata, Lingulida, Lingulidae. The record is from RefSeq and is a predicted model, not a curated record.